AUGGCUGCUUCAUCAUCUUCUUGUCCUUUUGAUGCGUUCUUGAGCUUUAGAGGCGAUGACGUUCGCAAGACUUUUGCAGAUCAUGUCUAUGCAGCUUUGACUGGAGCGGGGAUUCACCCCUUCAGAGACGAUGAAGAAAUUAAGAGGGGGAAAAACAUUGACCAAGAACUCACGAAAGCAAUACAGCAAUCAAAAGUAGCAGUAAUAGUGUUUUCUCCAGACUAUGCCUCUUCAAGAUGGUGCCUUGAUGAGCUUUUGAUGAUCAAUGAGCGUAGAAAAUCUGAUGUCAGGCGGCAGAAAGAAAGCUUAAAGGAAGCAUUUGAUAGACAUGAACAGCAACUAAAGGAGGAGAUAGACAAGGUGGAGAGAUGGAGGGCAGCUCUUAAAAAAGUUGCAGAUCUAGGUGGGGAGGUUUUAAAAGACCAGUACGAGGCAUCGUUCAUUCAAAACAUUGUCAAGCUCGUUGCGAAUAAAUUGGAUCGCAAGCUUCUGCAUAAUUCUAUUUCCCUCUCUAGAGGCAACCCUGGAAGCUCCUCUGGGAAGACAUCCACAAAUUCCUUGAUAACAGGAACAUCCUCCAUAUUAACACCUUCAACAGAUGUGUCUCUCACUAAUGCCAAAUACCCCUGA
Molecule: messenger RNA, 630 nt
Organism: Hevea brasiliensis (rubber tree)
Lineage: Eukaryota; Viridiplantae; Streptophyta; Magnoliopsida; Malpighiales; Euphorbiaceae
Product: TMV resistance protein N-like
Exons: 4
Coding region: 1-630 (209 amino acids)
Biological process (GO): signal transduction
Source: RefSeq, a predicted model, not a curated record